This is a messenger RNA of Mya arenaria, 1767 nucleotides long. RefSeq lists its product as uncharacterized. The record is from RefSeq and is a predicted model, not a curated record. The transcript has 3 exons. Gene Ontology annotation, cellular component: membrane. NCBI's taxonomy places the organism in Eukaryota, Metazoa, Mollusca, Bivalvia, Myida, Myidae. Bases 362 to 1429 code for a protein of 355 amino acids.
UAAGAUUGCAAAAAGGCUUGACUUUGAGAGAACGACUUUGAUACUGGAUUUUAAGUUGAGGAGUAAACUAAAGCUGUGUUUUCCAUCCGGAAAUAAUGAUCUGCCAUUGCUUGAUCGUCCUGGUGAUAGCCUGCUCCGGUUCAUGUGCACGACGGGGAAAGCUGAAAGCGAAAUUCGAAAUGCUGGAGUCGUAUAUGUUGAAGGAGGUUGUUAUGUACGAGACGAGGUAAACUAUUUGUCCCUGUGAGUGGAAACGAUGUAGAAUGGUACAAAAGAUAUUCUUAUUAGCUUAUCCCUAUAAUUGCAGGAGCUAGUCUCCAUUCGAGAGGAGGUAAAAGAUUUAUAUCUGAGAGUGGAAACGAUGGAGAACGCUACACAAGCCUCGGUGCAGAGAACCGGCAUUCUCCUUGCCGAUACGUAUUCCAAUUCCUUAGUGACUAACAAAAUUAGUGAGGAUAUUUACAAACGAGUGUCUGAGGAGAUACUAAUUUUGAGGGCCAUUUAUUCAAGUCAAAAGGAACAGUUUCGCGAACUGGAAUCUUCUGUCAAAGACAUGAACGCUAGAGUAAACCGUCAAUGUAUUAAUCUUACGCUAGCAACCGAGGGUACGAGUGACAAGCUUCGUGGUGUACCUACAAAUGUAAAUGGUAUGGAAGCAAGCUGUGAGAGAAGCAUUCGUGAUAUGUUAGACGAUGUACAUAGAAAUGUAAGCAAUGUUGUUAUACACGGUGAGGAAAAAGUUAAUGAGGCUAUAAAUGAGAUGACAAAAAAACAUAAUGACUUGCAAAUUACAUUACAAAAUUAUUUUAAAACAUAUGAAAAAAAGAUAAAUGCAAAACUGGCUGUCAAAUUUGACAAUAUUAGCGAACGUUUAAAUGACAGGCUGUCAUUGGUAAUUAAUCAAACAUUCAUCAAAAUAAAUAAACUCAUUGCAGCGAAUCCACUAAAUGGCAGUGGCAUAUAUAAUAUACCGGAUAUAAUUUGCAAAAACAACAUAUCUGACAACACACAAACCUUAAAUUGUAGUGGAACAGUUAGAAAUUUGAGAAAUGGAUAUUAUUUCUCCCCGUGUCACCCAAAUAUUCGUUUAGCCAAGGCCUCAUUAUAUGACUCAACCGGCGUCCAGGGUCGGCUCGAGGUCUUCAAAACCGUUUGGGGCACCGUUUGCGAUGAUAGCUUUGAAAUUAACAAACAAGGUGUAAAUAAAAGAACGUUAACAAACAACGUUAACGUGGUGUGUAGAACCUUUGGGUUUGAACACUGUAAAGGCCUAACUGACGGAGAAAUGGCUCCGGGGAAUGGCCGGAUCUUGAUGGACAACGUGGAGUGCAGUGGUGGGGAGAAAAGUUUUAUUGACUGUAGUCACCCUGGAUGGGGAGUUACUAAUUGUGUCCAUGGCGAAGAUGUGGGUUUUCAAAUGUGGAAUUGAUGAAAAUUCUCGUCUUGGGGAUCAGCUGAGACUGUUCCAUUGAGAAAGAGACUUCAGAGUUGUGGUUUGAAAUAUUAGAGUUAAUUCGCUUUUUCAAUUAGAUUAUUUUAAAGAUUUGACACGGAAUAAUUGUAUACGUGUUGUCAAAACAUUGUGUUUUUCUCUAUCUAAUCCGUUUUUUGGUGAUAUUCUGUUCUUAUCUGGUUACAACAUUUUAGCCACGUAAUUUGUACCAAGGUUUUUAAAUGAGUAAAGAGGAUAAAAUGUAAAAAAGCUUGUGUUCAAUGGCAGUUCGGAUAAGGUCGAAAAGAAGAAUUGUUUCCCGCUACCUUUCAGCA